Papilio polytes (common Mormon) is the source of this 1772-nucleotide messenger RNA. RefSeq lists its product as uncharacterized. The coding region runs from base 180 to 1373 and encodes 397 amino acids. Lineage: Eukaryota; Metazoa; Arthropoda; Insecta; Lepidoptera; Papilionidae. The record is from RefSeq and is a predicted model, not a curated record. The transcript has 9 exons.
AAUUGUUUUUUUGUGGAUGCUAAGAAAUUAGAAUGUUUUGGAGAAUUAAUAAAAAAGAAACGUUUGUGUUAAAUUGAAAAUGGAUACGAGUUUAUUACCGUAGUAUUGGUCACAGUUACACAUGAUAUUGUUUUAUAGUAUUCAUUUCGUAAAAACUUAUCAAGCACAAAUAUUAGACCAUGGAUGAAGACCGCCAAGAAUCGUACAGGAGUCCAGUAUUUACAAAGGAAGAGGUUAAUGCUUUGUUGAAUAUUAUUGAUAAUUAUAAAAAUAUUAUUUUAAAUAAAUCAACUUCGACCGCCGCUAGUCACGCCAAGGACAGAGCAUGGAACUCAAUAGCCAAAGUUUUCAAUACACAAGGCUUCAAGAAUACUAGGAGUGUUGAUAGCAUUAAAAGAAAAUGGGAUAACUUAAAAAAAGAUGCAAGAAAAGCAGCUAAAAAUAUAAUGAUGGUAAAACAUGAAAACGAUUCGUUUAGUCGAAUUAUUACGAUGAUGUUAGAACAUGAAAAAAAUGAGGAUUCCAAACUAAGUCUUGAGAAUGGAUCAAAUGAUGUAAAUACAAAAGACAAUGAAAAUGAGAUAACUAUGGAUUUUGAUGAAUGUGACAAUGAAGAAUCUGAUUGUUCAGAUGGAGAUAUGCAGACAAAUAGGUCAAAGAGAUCAUUGAAUUUCUUACCACAAGAGUGCAGUCUGCUUUUGAAAUGUGUUAGAGAAGAGAAAAAUAAUAUAUUCACUAAGGAAACUAACUCUAAAGCAAAUCUUCUUAAAAAUAGUGCAUGGACAAGGAUUGCCGAGAACUAUAAUAAACAGAGCCUGCAGAAAAGAUCGAGUAAAGUUUUACGUACGAGGUUUGAGAAUAUGAAAAAAUCUGCCAAAUCAGUUCAUAUGAAACAAAAUCUAUUGAACAAUCAGCCUGACAAUGUGAAAAUGAAGACUGAACUGUUUGAUGAUUCGGAUACAAAUGAAGGGAAUCCAAAUGAAAGUAUAGAAAUUGAGAUCUUCAGUUCUAAUAAAAAUAGUUACUUGAAUAAUGAUCCUCUUGAGUCAGUGAUCAAUGAUGACUGUGCAAAUGAAACGAAUCAUCCAUUUAAUCCCUGGUGCACACAAGAUAGUAAAAAUGUUGAGAACUUAAAAUUACAGUUACUUAAUUAUCAGUUGGAAACUGCAAAGAUGGAAAGAAAAAGGGUAGAGAAUGCAAUGCAGGCUGAACAAGCUGCAUUUGAGUCUAGGACAUUGGAACAUUGUCUGAGAGUGCGGGCUGCGAGGCUGGAGGUGUGUGCGGCCCAGCACAAGUUGCCAGCCAACCAUCCCGCACUGUUCUACACUGAAGAAGAGAGACCAGCACAACAUUACUUAGAACGAUAUACCUGAAGUAUUUAACACAUUACAUGCUGAUGUUUAAACAAAAUGGAGGUUCUCAAUUCGAUCGUUUUUAUCAUCCGAUUUAUGAUUUUUUUGUAUGAUGUGGGAUAGCCAUUCCCGCACUUAAAGUAAAUCCUGUUUAUUUGUUGUUGUUUUUCUUAAAAAUGUACAAGUUGAUUUUUUUUUGAACUAACUAACAUUGAGACACACUGAAAACUAACAUUGAGUUUUGUUUAAAAAAAAUCACAUUAAAAUUAUAUCCAUAUGUUUGACAUUUUGAAUCCAACAAUUCCAAAAAUUUACUUCCAAAUAGGGUGUCGUGGUACAUACUUUAUUUUUCUUAAUUUAUGAUUUUCCUGAGAUGUUUUUGUAAAUAUUACUGUAUAUUUAAGGUCAAUGUGUAAUAUU